This is a messenger RNA of Lagopus leucura (white-tailed ptarmigan), 2816 nucleotides long. RefSeq names its product selenoprotein N (gene SELENON). Gene Ontology annotation, biological process: skeletal muscle fiber development; calcium ion homeostasis. Lineage: Eukaryota; Metazoa; Chordata; Aves; Galliformes; Phasianidae. The record is from RefSeq and is a predicted model, not a curated record. Gene Ontology annotation, cellular component: endoplasmic reticulum membrane. The transcript has 12 exons.
AUGGCGGUUCCCGGCGCGGCUCCGUCGCGGCUGGCGCUGGCCCUGGCCGCCUUGGCAGCGCUGGCCGCCGUGAAGUAUUACCGAGACGCCGAGGCCGCCCGGCAGCAGGAGGUGGCGCUGAAGUCUUUGGGCAGUGAGGGGCUGUUUCUCUUUUCUUCUCUGGACACCAACAACGAUCUGUACCUCAGCCCAGAAGAGUUCAAGCCGAUAGCUGAGAAGCUGACAGGAAUUACUCCAGUCUCAGACUUUGAAGAGGAUGUGCCUGAUCCAAAUGGGGAGACGUUGUCCAUUGUGGCUAAAUUCCAGCCUUUGGUCAUGGAAACGAUGACGAAGAGCAAAGAUGGUUUCUUGGGAAUCUCUCACGUCGCUCUUUCUGGGCUGAGGAAUUGGACUGCUCCUGCGUCCCUUAGGAGUGUGAUGCUUGCCAGACAGUUUAAAGCCUUUCUUCCUCCGAAGAAUAAACUGGAUCUUGGUGAUCCGUGGUGGAUAAUUCCUAGCGAAUUGAACAUCUUCACUGGAUAUCUUUCCAACAACAGGUUUUACCCUCCACCUCCCAAAGGCAAAGAGAUCAUCAUCCACAGGCUUCUGAGCAUGUUCCACCCGCGCCCCUUCGUCAAAACCCGCUUUGCUCCCCAAGGAUCCGUGGCCUGUAUCCAAGCCAUCAGCACCUACUACUACACCAUAGCAUUCAGGAUCCAUGCUGAGUUCCAGCUCAACGAGCCACCAGACUUCCCCUUCUGGUUUUCCCCAGGCCAGUUCACAGGUUACAUUGUCCUCUCCAAGGAUUCUUCCCAUGUGCGAGAGUUUAAGCUCUUCGUCCCUAACAAGAGGUCUCUGAAUGUUGAUAUGGAGUGGCUGUAUGGAGCGAGUGAAGGCAGCAACAUGGAAGUGGAUAUAGGUUACCUGCCUCAGAUGGAGCUGGAAUCCACGGGGCCCUCAAUCCCCUCUGUGAUCUAUGAUGAGAAUGGAAAUGUGAUUGACAGCAGGGAUCCCUCAGGGGAGCCUAUUCAGUUUGUGUUUGAAGAGAUAACCUGGCAGCAGGAAAUCUCCUGGGAAGAGGCAGCCCAGAAGCUGGAGGUGGCCAUGUAUCCAUUUAAGAAGGUCUCCUAUCUUCCCUUCACAGAAGCUUUUGAGAGAGCAAAAGCAGAAAAGAAGCUGGUGCACUCAAUCCUGCUGUGGGGUGCCCUGGAUGACCAGUCCUGCUGAGGUUCGGGGCGAACUCUCCGGGAGACUGUCCUGGAAAGUUCGCCCAUCCUCGCCCUGCUGAAUGAGAGCUUCAUUAGCAGCUGGUCACUUGUAAAGGAGCUGGAAGAGCUGCAGACAAACAGGGAGAACGAGUUCUACAGCAAGCUGGCUGACCUGCACCUUGAAAAAUACAACUUCCCUGUGGAGAUGAUCAUCUGCCUUCCCAAUGGCACGGUGAUUCACCACAUCAAUGCCAACUACUUCCUGGAUAUUACUUCUAUGAAGCCUGAAGAUGUUGAAAGUAGUAUCUUUAGUUUCUCAUCCAAUUUUGAUGACCCUUCUACUGCAACUUACCUCCAGUUUCUUAAGGAAGGACUGCAAAGAGCAAAAGCUUAUUUGCAGAACUAAAACCAAAGGCACCCGAAUGCCUCAUGGAGUUGGCCAAACACUUCAGACAUCCAUUUCGAUUGCAGCAGUUCUUCCUCAUCUUUGUGCCAUGCACUGAUGUUAAGAUGCAGACAAUUCCAGAACGGGGGCUUUUCCAUGGAUGAUCUGGAGAUGUUGGUUCAAGGCUAAACUUUCAAGUGAUACCAGUUUAUGUCAUCUGCCCUUCUGAGUUCAGGCAAGUUUUUACAGGAGUGAAAAGACUUGGAUCUAUAAACAUUCUUUGUGCAUACGUCUUGCCACCCACCCCCAUACUCUUCCUCCUCCUGCUCAGACUCUGGGAUGAAACUCUUUCUACAGCCAUACCAAGCAUCACCAGGAAACAUCUGAUCUCAAGGACUGUGUGUUGAGUUACAGAGAACAGCACUGCUGUGAUGACUGAACAAUCAUGAUGCACAUCCGUGCUGUGUGGGCGAGUGCACAGAAUCCAGUGCAGACAGCAAGCUCUUCCCUGGGCAGCUGGUGUGUGCCGAGCUUCCUGCCAGCAGCACUGAGCUGUAGGCUGCUCUGUGGCGUGGAUCCCAGUUCUUUGUGACAGCAUUCUUGACAGCAGUGGCAACCUGUGUGUAAAGGACUGUAGUUGAUAAUGUGUAGGCGUGGAAGUAGGAAGAUGUAGCUUGAUCUCUGAAGUAGCCUCCUCCCAGCUUCCUGGGAUGGUUAUCCUGAGCGACGUGGUGCAAGAGCUGUAUCACUCACAGUCUUUGCAGCUGAUGGAGAUGGUGAGGUUGAUGUGGUGCAACUAGGAGUGGAGAAUGGGGCAUUGGAGGUGUGGUGCAGCUCGGAGAUGUCAGGUAUGGGUUAACUUGGGGAAUAAGGGCCAGAGCCUCUGGCAGUGAGCUCCACCUGUCCUAGGGUGUGCCUACAGGCGAUGGGAGCUGUACUGAACUGUGCCCCCAUCCUAUUCAGACCAAAGCUACUCCCACCCCACCUGUUUUGAGAGCUUUGUUCUCCCAGUGUGUCGGCAGCAGUGACAAAAUACUCAGUGCAUGUUUGCUCUGAUUUCUCAAGUCAUACUGAAUAAUGAACCGUGAUAAAGUUACCUUUAGGAAGGGGAGGUUCAGCCUUAUCCUGAGAGUUUUGGAUGGUUUAGAAUGGACCAGUUUUAAAGAAACUGCCUCCUUCCAGGGAGAGAACUGUUCGGACAGAGCGCCAAUUGCUCUUGUCUACAAACAUCCUGAGCAGUUGUU